AAAUGCGAAACAAUAUCUCGUGUAUUAGAGGAUAUUAAUGAAGCGAUGUAACAAAAGUUUUUAAUUGUAAAACCUAUUAAACUCGUCCUACAUCAACAAAGUUAGCACCCUGUGGAAUAUAUUCAAAUUAUGAUGAUAUAAUGUCUUGCGUUUUCCAUAUUUUAAAGACGACCAUCUGACGUGUCAGGAUCAAAACAAUACCCUUGCCGCUCCAAAGAGUUUUGGUCUACAAGUACAAAUUUAUGCUGAUAUCAGUUCACGGAAUGAAGAAAGACGAAGAACAUGGAGGGUCAAACCCUUACCAGUGCAGCGACAAGACAUCUGUGCUGCAGGAGGCCCGGGUCUUCAAUGAGACACCAGUGAAUGUGAAGCGCAGUACUCAUGUCCUGACCAAGAUCUUGUACUUGCUGAACCAGGGUGAAACUCUUGGCACCAAGGAAGCCACAGAUGUCUUCUUUGCCAUGACUAAACUAUUCCAGAGCAAUGACAUCAUCCUCAGGCGACUUGUCUACUUGGGUAUCAAGGAGCUGUGCAGUGUUGCGGAGGACACCAUCAUUGUGACGUCGUCUCUGACAAAGGACAUGACAGGCAGGGAGGACCAGUACCGAGCCUCAGCUAUCCGAGCCCUGUGCCGCAUCACUGAUGCAUCAAUGCUGCAGGCGGUCGAGCGCUACAUGAAGCAGGCAAUGGUGGACCGCACGUCGGGCGUGAGUAGCGCAGCGCUGGUCAGCUGCCGCCACAUCGCCCAGCACUCGCCUGAUGUGGUCAAGAGAUGGGUGGCCGAGGUGCAGGAGGCCGUCCACAGCGACAAUGUGAUGGUGCAGUACCACGGGCUUGGUAUGCUGUACCAGAUUCGCAAGAGCGACAAACUUGCGGUCACCAAGAUGGUCUCCAAGCUCAUCAGCUCAGGCAUGCGUUCCCCGUAUGCCAUUUGUUUGCUGAUCCGCAUUGUGGCGAAGUUGAUUGCAGAAGAAGAGAGCAGCGCUGGAGAGCGCAGCCACCUCAUGGAGUUCCUGGAGUCAAUGCUGCGCCACAAGUCCGAGAUGGUCGUGUAUGAAGCAGCCAAUGCCGUGGUAGCUCUUAGCGCUGCUACCACCACUACAACCACCACCACCACCUCCAGGGACCUGGUCACUGCUAUCUCCGUGCUCCAGCUCUUCCUGUCCAGCCCCAAACCUACUCUCAGGUUUGCAGCGGUGCGAACUCUCGGCAAGGUAGCGAUGACGCAACCUGCUGCUGUGACAGCCUGCAACCUCGACCUGGAGAACCUGCUUCAGGACGUCAACAGGUCCAUUGCCACCCUGGCCAUCACGACGCUCCUAAAAACUGGUAGUGAGGGCUCCAUCGACCGCCUCAUGCGCUCCAUUGCUGCCUUCCUCAACGAUAUCUCUGACGAGUUUAAGAUCGUGGUGGUGGAGGCGCUGCGGUCUCUGGCCCUGCAAUACCCACGCAAGCAGGCGCUUCUCAUGGGGCAGCUCGCUGACAUGCUCAGGAAUGAGGGGGGACUGGCUUAUAAAGAGGCCAUUGCGUCCACUAUCAUCACCAUCAUUGAAGAUAAUCCUGAUGCUAAAGAGAAAGGGCUGGAUCAUCUGUGCGAGUUCAUUGAAGACUGCGAGCACACGACGCUGGCCGUGCGCAUCUUGCAUCUGCUAGGCAAGGAGGGGCCACGAACUUCUCGUCCCGCCCGCUACAUCCGCUUCAUCUACAACCGCGUCAUCCUCGAGAACGCGGCAGUUCGGGCGGCUGCGGUGUCGGUGCUGGCGCGGUUCGGGGCGCAGUGCCCAGACCUGCUGCCCAACAUCCUGGUGCUGUUGCAGCGCUGCAUGCUCGACACCGAAGACGAAGUGCGCGACCGCAGCACCUACUACCACGCCGUGCUCUCCACCAGGGACCCUGCCAUCAUCGCCCGCUGCAUCCUCAACCCGCCCAUGUACUCAUUGUCGAGCCUGGAGCGGGCGCUGCUGUCGUACCUGUCGAGCGAUACGACCAAAGCGUUCGACGCGUCGUGUGUUCCCGCCGCCCCGCCACCCGCCGCCUCCGCCUCUCUCUCCUCCGCCGCCUCCUCCAUCACCGCCGCCAUCUCAGGCCCCGAGGACGUCACGAGCGCCGUGCCCGCCCUCCAGCAGGAGAAGAGGAGCGUCUCCAUGCAUGACAAGUACGCUGAGCGGCUGGCGGCCAUCCCUGCGUUCGCGGGUCUGGGGCCGCUGUUCAAGAGCUCGGCGCCUGUUGAGCUCACGGAGAGCGAAACGGAGUAUGUGGUGCGCUGUGUCAAGCAUACCUUCCUGGGACACAUCAUACUGCAGUUCGACUGCACCAACACACUGAACGACCAACUGCUGGAGGACGUGAGCGUCGUGGUGGAGGAGGACGGCUCCAACUGGCAGAUCCUGCAAACCCUUCCAUGCGCCUCUCUGCCCUACUCCUGCCCCGGCACCUGCUACGUGCUCCUCGCCAUCCCUGAGGACAUUAUGAGCACCACAGGCACCUUCACCGCGUGCCUGAAGUUCCAAGUGCGCGACUGCGACCCCAUCACCGGCGAGCCCGAGACCGAGGAUGGCUAUGGCGACGACUACACGCUGGAAGACAUCGAGAUUAGCGUGAGCGACCAUGUGAGUGCGGCCCAGCGGAGCAAUUUUGCGGCGGCGUGGGAGGAGCUCGGCCCAGGCUCGGAGCUGGAGGACACCUUCGCCCUCACCAGCCUCAGCUCCCUUGCUGAGGCCGUCACUCAGGUUACCAACUUCCUGGGCAUGCAACCCUGCGACAGGUCCGAGAAAGUACCAGACGGCAAGAACUCCCACACUUUAUACCUCGCAGGAACAUAUCGCGGCGGACAGUCUGUGCUGGUGCGUGCCAAGCUUGCGCUGUCAGACGGCGUGGCGAUGCAGCUGACAGUUCGCUCCACAGACCCCGCCGUCUCAGAGGUCAUCGCCUCCGCCGUGGGAUAGACGGAAACGUUCGCUCUUGUUAUCAUUUACUUUAUAAACUCUUUUUUAUUGGAUUCUAUUUGCUUCUUAAAUACAAUAUUUUUUGGCCUGAGGCGUUCAUCGCCUGGUUGCAUGCUGUUCCCACGGAUCUUUGUGUAUCGAAAUAUAUAGUAUCAACUUCU
Molecule: messenger RNA, 3106 nt
Organism: Hyalella azteca
Lineage: Eukaryota; Metazoa; Arthropoda; Malacostraca; Amphipoda; Hyalellidae
Gene: gammaCOP
Product: coatomer subunit gamma-2
Exons: 15
Coding region: 243-2945 (900 amino acids)
Biological process (GO): organelle transport along microtubule; intra-Golgi vesicle-mediated transport; protein secretion
Cellular component (GO): COPI vesicle coat; Golgi membrane; endoplasmic reticulum
Molecular function (GO): structural molecule activity
Source: RefSeq, a predicted model, not a curated record